Messenger RNA from Solenopsis invicta (red fire ant), 549 nucleotides. Its product is annotated as glutamic acid-rich protein-like. The record is from RefSeq and is a predicted model, not a curated record. The coding region runs from base 1 to 549 and encodes 182 amino acids. The transcript has a single exon. Lineage: Eukaryota; Metazoa; Arthropoda; Insecta; Hymenoptera; Formicidae.
AUGUACUGUGCUACUAGGGUAUUUGUUGGCUAUUGUGAAGAUUCCAAAGGCUACCGAUUAUUUGAUAUAGAAGAUAAAGGAAAGAUUAUCAAAGCAAGAGAUGUUGUUUUCUUGGAAAAUAAAUUUUCAAUAGAAGAAAGAAGCGAAGCAGAUAAUAAUUUAAAUUCUUAUAUUUAUUUGAGUAAUGAAGAUAAAGAAGUUCUUUCUUCUGAAGAAGACAUACAACAAAAUGAUAUUAGAUCAGAAAGAAGAUCUGAAGAAGAUGAAGAAGAAUUUCAAAGUUUAACAGAUCAAGAACAACAAGAUGCUGAAGAAGACAAUAGAGAAACAGAGAAUAGACAUCAAGAUCAUAAAGAUCAAGAUCAAGAGGAUCAAGAUAAUGAUAAAAAUCAAGAUCGAGAGGUUCAAGAUAAUGUAGGAGAAGACAUUAGAGAAACAGAGAGAAGAUAUCCUAAAAGAAAUAGAAAAGUAGCAAGAAGUUUUCCGAUUAUUUCCUGUUUCAAGCAACCUGUGAGCCAAUUGAUCCUAAGAAUCUUACUGAAGUUUUGA